Messenger RNA from Fulvia fulva, 474 nucleotides. RefSeq lists its product as uncharacterized. NCBI's taxonomy places the organism in Eukaryota, Fungi, Ascomycota, Dothideomycetes, Mycosphaerellales, Mycosphaerellaceae. The coding region runs from base 1 to 474 and encodes 157 amino acids. The record is from RefSeq and is a predicted model, not a curated record. The transcript has 2 exons.
AUGCUGAACAUCGAGUCCUCGGAGUUGAGGCGCUUGCUCGAGUCGAAGCUGCCACAGGAGAUCUACGAUGAGAUACGGCGCCUCACUUUCGCGUACGAGCCUGGUCUGCACGAGGUCCAUCCCGACUGGAAGCCGCCCGUACAGCUACAAGUGUGCAGAGCCAUACGUCAAGAGUAUGCUCAGUCCUACUUCGGCCAUGCCUCUACGUUUCUGGUGGACUUCAUCAUCGAUGCCCAACACCGUCAUCUAGUGGGUCGGUGGCUGUCUGGGAUGGACCAAGAAUACGUGCGGCUCAUCGCUGAAGAUCACAUCAUUCUGGUAGACAAUAACAGAAAGACUGGCUCUGUCUGGCGGAAGCGUCAUGUCUUUGCAGGUCAUGAUAUGGUAUUCGUCCUCGCAGUCGUCUCAAGAGCAGAGGCAAUCGAGUUGUACGAAGCCAGGAUUCGGGAGCUAGGCAAGUCGGAAGUGGGUUGA